Molecule: messenger RNA, 1162 nt
Organism: Bombus huntii
Lineage: Eukaryota; Metazoa; Arthropoda; Insecta; Hymenoptera; Apidae
Exons: 2
Coding region: 546-1067 (173 amino acids)
Source: RefSeq, a predicted model, not a curated record
UACAUUUCUUUCUCCUUUUAUGGCCACGAAAAAAAAAAAAACAAAUUACUCACUAUUUUCGUGUCAGAGAUACUUCAUGAAACUCGCAAAAACUUUCAAGAGAGACGUUAUAGUAUAUAAAUCGAAGAUUAAAUGGCUAAAUCACAACUAUAAUAUAAAUACGCUAUUCAAACCCUAAACGUAAAUGUAUCUUAUGAAACGAAAAAUACAAAACGACAGCCAAGACGUUCAAAAAAGAUGAUCAUCUUUUUCGCUCCGUACUUCACAUUUUCUCUUCGCAGUUCGAACAAAACCAAGUUCACAGCAUGUGAAUUUACAAUAAAUCAUAAAGGUUCCUUCCAAUUAAGAAGAUACAAGAAGAAAAACAAAAGACAUGAGAAGAAUUGUUCUCUGAAUCUAUCCGAAAUCGAACGUACGAAAGUUGAACUAUUCGCGAUGAGUACAUGGAGCAUGAAAUUCGUUUGGACGUGAAUCGCGACGGGGAAAUCGAACGGUUCUGAUAGAAGCUAUGUAAACGAGACAAGAUCCCGGGAACAAUCUCAAACAUGAAAAAUCGUAUGUCGAACGCGUCGCAAGAAUUCGUCGAGUUCUUCUCGCGCGUCGCCUGCUGGAUAUGGGAGACCAUCGAAAAGUUAUUCGACAUCAUUCUCGAUUUCUUGGCGAGGAUAAUCGAGCUGAUACUAGCGGUGAUGAACCUGAUUUUUCAGGUGAUCUGUUUCCUAAGGGAUCUCUGUAUCGAGGCCAUGCAAACAUUCGCCAACGUCUUUCGAGGGAUCGUUAACGUCGUUAGCAAUAUCAGCUGCGAAGAGGUCGAGGAUUUCGUCUCUGCUUGCAUCGUUGUUCUGCUUUGGAUCGUCGCAUUUAAACUCGUGCGGAAUUUGUUGCAAAACUCUCGAAUAGCUGCGUUUCUUAAACCACGACACACGAGUUUGAACAUAAACGACAAUAAUAAAGUAGAGAGGCUCGAGCUAGGAGUUUGUCCGGCGCAGAGGAGGACAGGGAAAAGGAUAAACCGACGUAACGGCAAGCGACCUCGAACUGAUCCUAAACAGGAAUUCAAUGAUUAGAAAAUAGAAGGUAAAGAUUUAAAGAGGAAGAAAAAUUAAAUAUAUUAGGUUUAAUGUAAAGAGACCAUGCAUUAAAAAUGUAGUAUUUUUUUAUG